GCCUGGGAAGACAGGAUCUCAGUCAACCUGGACUGAUUCGGUUCUUGGUCCUUCCUGGCGAUCCUGCUUCGCUUCUCCCGCGCACUACGGGGGCCCCGCCCCACUGGUUCCCAGGCCUUUGGCUCCUGUCCCGGAAGGCCGGUGCUCUGCCGCACGAUGCCCCAGCUCGGACUCCUGCCCAGGAGGACCUGGGUUACGCUGCUCAGCCAGCUCCUGCGACCGCCCCGCGCUGCGUGCAUCUCUGCAGUAGGUUGUCAUAGCCAGGUUGCAGAGGCAUUGUUAACAUCCCAACCUAAACCACAUCAAGAGAAACCAAAUUUUAUCAUUAAGAUCCCGAAGGGCACCAGGGAUCUUAGUCCUCAACAGAUGGUUGUGAGGGAGAAAAUUCUUGAUAUGGUUGUCAGCUGUUUUAAACGUCAUGGAGCAAAGGGUUUGGAUACCCCAGCAUUUGAGCUAACGGAAAUGCUAACUGAGAAAUAUGAAGAGCACUCUGGGCUCAUGUAUGAUCUGAAAGAUCAAGGUGGAGAACUGCUGUCCCUUCGCUAUGACCUUACUGUCCCCUUUGCUCGUUAUCUGGCCAUGAAUAAAUUGAAGAAGAUGAAACGCUACCAAGUUGGAAAGGUGUGGCGGCGAGAGAGCCCAACAAUAGUCCAAGGCCGCUACAGGGAGUUCUGCCAGUGUGAUUUUGACAUUGCUGGUCACUUUGACCCUAUGAUCCCUGAUGCAGAAUGUUUGAAGAUCAUGUGUGAAGUCCUAAGUGGGUUACAGCUAGGGGACUUUCUCAUUAAGGUCAAUGACCGGCGGGUAGUGGACGGGAUGUUUGCUGUUUGUGGUGUUCCUGAAAGCAAGUUCCGUGCCAUCUGUGCCUCAAUGGACAAACUAGACAAGAUGUCUUGGAGAGAUGUGAGACAUGAGAUGGUGGCAAAGAAAGGCUUGGCUCCUGAGGUGGCUGAUCGAAUUGGGGAGUAUAUCCAAUGUCAUGGUGGAGUAUCUCUGAUAGAGCAAUUGUUUCAGGAUCCCAGACUAUCCCAGAAUAAGCAGGCCCUGGAGGGCCUAGGGGACCUGAAGUUGCUUUUUGAAUACCUGACUUUAUUUGGAAUUGCUGAGAAGAUAUGCUUUGACCUAAGCCUGGCUCGGGGCAUGGACUACUAUACAGGAGUGAUCUAUGAAGCAGUACUGCUACAAACCCCAGCUCAGGCUGGGGAGGAGCCCCUGAAUGUGGGCAGUGUGGCAGCUGGUGGGCGUUAUGAUGAGCUGGUGGCMACGUUUGACCCCAAGGGCCACAAAGUGCCAUGUGUGGGCCUAAGCAUUGGAAUAGAGCGAAUUUUCUACAUUGUGGAGCAGAGGAUGAAGAAUUCUUUCAAGAAGGUACGGACCACAGAGACCCAAGUAUUUGUGGCCACGCCCCAGAAGAACUUUCUCCGGGAACGGUUGAAACUAAUUGCAGAGCUUUGGGAUGCUGGAAUCAAGCUCCAGGCCGCUUUUUACGGCAUUUUCCGGCUUUCCAUUCACUUCGCUGUGAAGAUGGCGUCGGGCAGCGGGACAAAAAACUUGGACUUUCGCCGAAAGUGGGACAAAGAUGAAUACGAGAAGCUCGCCGAGAAGAGGCUCACGGAAGAGAGAGAAAAGAAGGAUGGAAAACCAGUGCAGCCAGUCAAACGGGAACUUCUGCGGCAUAGGGACUACAAAGUGGACUUGGAAUCUAAGCUUGGGAAGACAAUUGUCAUUACCAAGACCACCCCACAGUCUGAGAUGGGAGGAUAUUACUGCAAUGUCUGUGACUGUGUGGUGAAAGACUCUAUCAACUUCCUGGAUCACAUUAAUGGAAAGAAACAUCAGCGAAACCUGGGUAUGUCUAUGCGUGUGGAACGUUCCACCCUGGAUCAGGUGAAGAAACGUUUUGAAGUCAACAAGAAAAAGAUGGAAGAGAAGCAGAAAGAUUAUGAUUUUGAGGAAAGGAUGAAGGAGCUCAGAGAAGAGGAGGAAAAGGCUAAAGCAUAUAAGAAAGAGAAACAGAAGGAGAAGAAGAGGAGGGCUGAGGAAGACUUGACAUUUGAAGAAGAUGAUGAGAUGGCAGCUGUGAUGGGCUUCUCUGGCUUUGGUUCCACCAAGAAGAGUUACUGAGGCUUUCUAUGCUUGGCCUAACUUUGGCCUAUGCUGGACCUAACUUUGUGUGUGUGUUAGGGGGAUCAUUUCUUUUUGGGUACUGGGAAAGUCCUUAAGAGUGUCUGUGGGCAGGACUAAAGGGUGGGUGUUUGUGGCUUCCCUCUACUGUGGGAGAGGACACAGGAUGCAGAGGUAAUGCUGUGGCAUAUUCCUUUAGCUUCCAGUAUAUCACCGGAGUCACAAGACCUCUGCCCAUCUGAGUUCCCAAUAAAGAAAGGCCUCCCCUUCUGAGACUGCUUUCCCAAAACUCCCUCUGCAUCUUUCCCUCUUCAUCUAUCUAACCUCUUGUGUGAGCAUCCUACCUUUAUCCUGUGUUCUGCCUUUAUUUUUGACUUGUUCAGCCUGCAACAGAAGGAUUCUCUGGGUCCCCAUUUUCCAGCUGAUGCCAUAUUUUUGACCAGCCCUGCCUCCCAUCCUGCCCUAUGGUUCUCUAGCCUCCUCCUGUGCAUGCAUGUGUAUUUCUGCCUGGGUCAAUGGUAUGUGUGGAUUGUGUGCAUGAAUCUGUCACAAAGAGGGGAGCCUGAGCUAGACUCUCAGAGCAUUGCUGCCCUGGGGCCUGAUGUUCUUGGUUUCCUUAGCGCAUGUAACAGGAAAUUAAAUGGGAUGAGUGUUUGGUGUGGUUUCUGUCUGCUGAGUUUUUUAACAUUGUUCUUCAGAUGUGGACUGUUUUACCUUCUCCAGUUUGUUUCAUUUUACUGAAGAUUUCUUUUGUUUUUGUCUUCCUUGUGAGCAGGCUCUUGGAAGAACCUGUUUGAUGCAAAAAAAGUAAAUGGAAAAAAAAAAAAAAGCAACAAAAAACAACCAAAACCCAAAAAAUACAACCAAGCAAACAAACUCACUGUGGGAGCCCUUGGGUCUCAGAGGUUAUUCAACAUGUAUAAUAAAUGGCAUUGACUGGGCCUGUUUCA
This is a messenger RNA of Urocitellus parryii (Arctic ground squirrel), 3074 nucleotides long. The record is from RefSeq and is a predicted model, not a curated record. Lineage: Eukaryota; Metazoa; Chordata; Mammalia; Rodentia; Sciuridae.